Messenger RNA from Electrophorus electricus (electric eel), 1291 nucleotides. It is a transcript of the gene gins2, whose product is annotated as GINS complex subunit 2. The record is from RefSeq and is a predicted model, not a curated record. Gene Ontology annotation, cellular component: GINS complex; nucleus. NCBI's taxonomy places the organism in Eukaryota, Metazoa, Chordata, Actinopteri, Gymnotiformes, Gymnotidae. Gene Ontology annotation, biological process: DNA replication; double-strand break repair via break-induced replication.
AGCGUGAAGUACUCUACCGUAAGUUCAGCUAGGAGUUGUUCAUUUCGGUAGCAAGCAAAAAUAUAUGUAUGAAUAAUGGAUCCAUCGGAGGUCGAGUUUCUCGCCGAGAAGGAAACGGUGAAAGUCAUCCCAAAUUUCAGUCUCGAUAAGAUUUAUUUAAUCGGGGGUGACUUGGGUCCUUUCAACCCCGGUCUACCAGUCGACGUACCUGUCUGGUUGGCUCUUAAUCUGAAGCAAAGACAGAAGUGCAGAAUAGUUCCCCCGGAGUGGAUGGACGCCGAUAAACUGGAGGAGAUCAGAGAGCAAGAAAGAAAAGAGGAUGCCUUCUCUCCAGUACCCAGUUGCCAUUACAUGGAGCUGACCAAACUGCUAUUGAACCACGCUGCAGACGACAUCCCCAGAGCUGAUGAAAUCCGGACUUUGGUCAAAGACAUUUGGGACACCCGUAUUGCGAAGCUGCGCCUGUCUGCCGACAGAUUCGUCGGCCAGCAGGAGGCCCAUGCCAGGCUGGACAAUCUCACCCUGAUGGAGAUCAACACCACGCGUGACUUUCUGCUGGACUCCCUGAAUAGCAUGCACAAGCUUCGUGCCAACCUCCAGCCGGGCAAGUCGCAGGAUUAUUAACCUUUGGUGCGUCAGGGGUCGUGGUCGUCCAUAGCCUCGAGCUGCUUCGCAUGCAGUACGGACCACGCUUGCAGACACACUGCCAGCUCCAGGGUUCAGCUUGCUGCGUGCUGUGGGUCAAGUGGAUAUCGUGCUCUCAGGAGGACUGUCAGUGUGUCACCUCUGACAUUUAGACUUGCUCACAUCUUUCAUGACCUUGUACAAAAGAACUGGAUGGGUAGCACUACCAAGACUCUUUUGGCCUUUGAUGGUUAAAAAAAAAAAAAUCUAUUAACUGGGUGAACAAAUAACUAAUGCAAGUCCUUUAAGAAGCAUGUCUGUCUUGGUCAUGGGUUCAUGCACUGGAUGUUUGUGUUUUCCUGCCUUACCCUCCUGAUGACUUGCUGUACAAGAGCAGAGAAAACAACCGUGUACAGAAUGCUUGGGUUUAUGGCCAAGAACUCCUAUGAACUAAUUAAUAACUGACUGGAGUCAUUGAGUCAAUGACAUAUGUAAAAAUUGUAUGUAUGUGUAUAUUAUCUUUUCCAUGUGUAACACCUGUGGGCUGUGCUCAGGGCACUGGCGUUCAGCCUUCUGUGCGUCCUGUCACACUGGGAGUAAGCCUGGGUGUUUAUGCUGAAUUUUGUUGAAGUUUUGAGUGUAAAUAAAUUGAGCUCAGUGUAACAAA